This is a messenger RNA of Uranotaenia lowii, 4527 nucleotides long. RefSeq names its product synapsin (gene Syn). Bases 739 to 2379 code for a protein of 546 amino acids. NCBI's taxonomy places the organism in Eukaryota, Metazoa, Arthropoda, Insecta, Diptera, Culicidae. The record is from RefSeq and is a predicted model, not a curated record. Gene Ontology annotation, cellular component: synaptic vesicle membrane; synaptic vesicle. Gene Ontology annotation, biological process: neurotransmitter secretion. Gene Ontology annotation, molecular function: ATP binding. The transcript has 12 exons.
GCGCAAUAGCAGGACUGUUUAGCAAACUCAACUGGAGAAGACAUAUUUGUUCGUUGUCACCAAAAUCAUCUGCUCUGGGUUGAUUCUAUAACCAAAUUCACUUUAAUUACUCGUUUUAAAAGUUUAAAUAGUUUACAUGUGUUGUGGUACAGUUGAAAUGUUUUCUGGGUGUGGAAUGGUAGUAAAUCAGUACUGAAUCGAGCAUCUUUCAUUCAUUUCCGAUAUCUAUCAAUAUCAAAAAUCUCCACCAUCGGUUGUUGGGUAAAAAAUUAAGAAAUUUAUAAAGUCAAAAAGUUUGAGCAAUUACUGUAGAACUUCGGAAAACGAAUAACGAUCAAAGGAAAAAGCAGCAAGGAAACGAGCAAAUUGUUCAUCAGAUAAAUCAUCAAAUUGCUGGAAUUAGAUUGUCGAACAACUCGAUUCAAUUCAAAGGAGCAAGUACUCAGAAUACUUUGCUCCAUCCAUAAACGCGUUUCAUAAUUACUGUUCAAUAUUAGUACCAUCACUGAACCAGGUUGUGGGCGAAUCUGCGCCCCUCCAAAGGAUCCACAAACCGGCACACUGUCUUUUGCAAGUUUCAAAAGUAGCUUUACAAGCAAUGUUAAUUUCCUGAAGAGACGUGAUUUUUUACCUGGUAGAUUUAGCUCGGGAGAUUUAUCUUCCGAGUGUGACGAUGUUGAUCCAAAGGAUUUGCCGCCGACAGCAGCUACGCAACAAGCUCCACUUCAACAGCAACCAAUGCCUGGCGGUCCGCCUAGUAUCCCACCCCCACCGGUACCGGGAAGCGCCGUUUCUCCCGGGAUAGGGUCUGCCACAGGUCCACCGACUGGUCCCGAACUGUCGCUAAGCUUUGGAAAAAGUCCACAACGUGGCACGAGUGCACCCUCGAGCCCCGCUAAAUCGCGAGAAAGUCUACUGCAGCGCGUCCAAAGUUUAACAGGUGCGGCCAGAGACCAAGGGGCUUCAAUUUUAGGAGCUGCGGUUUCCAGUGCCGCUAGAGUUCAACCAUUCAACAAAGAUAAAUGUUUCACCUUGCUUGUGCUGGAUGAUCAGAAUACGGAUUGGUCUAAAUAUUUCCGAGGGAAACGCCUGCAUUCCGAUUACGAUAUUCGAGUAGAGCAAGCCGAGUUCCGUGAAAUUUCCCUGACGGCAAACGCUGACAAUGGGCCGCUGGUUUCGUUCAUCAGGGGCAACUCCAAGCAGCCUAAAACAUUCCGACCGGACUUCAUUUUCGUACGACAAGCCCCUAGAGAUGGCGCUAAAGAUCACAGAUCAACUCUGCUGGGCCUAAAGUAUGGUGGUGUUCCUAGCAUCAAUUCGCUGCAUUCGUUGUAUCAGUUUCAGGAUAAACCAUGGGUAUUUGCACACCUUCUGCAACUUCAACGUCGUCUAGGUAAAGAAGCAUUCCCUCUCAUUGAGCAAACUUUCUUCCCGAAUCCACGAGACAUGCUCGCUUGGCAACGGUUCCCGUGCGUUUUGAAGGCAGGUCAUUGUCACGGUGGGAAGGCAUCAGCCAGACUUGACAAUGUUGGCGCUCUGCAGGACGCUGCCGGUUUGCUGUGCGGUACAGGGCUCUCGGACAGUACUUCGUACUGCAGCCUGGAGCCUUACAUUGAAGCCAAAUACGAUCUUCGUAUCCAAAAAAUCGGGACAAAUUAUAAAGUCUUUAUGAGAAAAUCGAUAUCCGGUAAUUGGAAAACUAAUCAAGGAUCAGCGAUGCUGGAACAGGUUCCAAUCACUGAGAAGCAUAAGAACUGGAUUGAUGAGGUUUCAGAGCUGUUUGGUGGAAUGGAAAUUUGUGGUAUAUCCGUGAUCGUCUCUAAAGAAGGUAAAGAGUAUAUUGUUGGUGCAUCAGAUUGUACUUUCCCGUUACUAGGCGAUACUCAGGAAGAGGAUCGUCGUCAAAUUGCUGAGCUUGUCGUUACUCGUAUGCAGAAUGUAUGCCGCCCCGGGGUUUUGACGAAAACAACUUCACGUACUUCUAUUUCUUCACGAGGCGGUAGCCCCACGGAAGAAGCCCCCGUGCUUUCAAUGGGAACACGUCCGGCACCGGUAGGCGGAGCACCACCUCCGAUUCCGGAACGUGCAACACCCGGUGUGGGGUCGAUUGGAAGACAUGGCAGUGUCAGUAGCAUUAUCAGUGAACCACAAGAACAGCAACAACAGAUGGACAAAAAUCCAUCCUUUAGCAAUUUACGCCGUGAUUCACAAGCAUCGCAAUCAAGCUCUGUUUCCGUAGUGUCUUCUACUUCGGGAGCUCGAUCAAAUUCUACCAAAACUUCACAACCUUCAGGUGCUCAUGGUUCAACGGUGGACGAAAGUGAAGACACCAUGAAAAACCUGAGAAAAACAUUUGCUGGAAUUUUCGGGGACAUGUAGGAUUUAGCUAAAAAGAAGAAACCACAAAAGGGAGGAAGCGUCACGAAUCCAAGGGAAAGCUCAUCUAGCAUACAUAACAGUUCAAGCGACAGCACUGCAGCAACAACGGACGAAUUCAGCGGGAGUGCAAAGGCACAACCAGAAUCAGUGGCCUCCUCACUAUGCAACGGUACGGCAAACCAAAAACAGCGCAGCAUUGACAGUGUAAACAGUACUGACAACUUCAGCGGUAGAAUAGAUGUCGUUUCUUCUUUAGACCAAAAAUAUGAAGUAAGCGCCAAUUCCUCCAUGUCCAGCAUUUCAUUUCCCGACAACAGAUCAGGUUCGAGUACUACUCAAAAUACGAAAACAAUCGCGUAUGAUCCAUCUCUAAACGAACGAAUAAACCCGUUCGACAAGAACAAAACAGCUGAUCAAAGAGAAGCCAAAAGUGAAUCCAAAUCCGGAAUGCCAACAUAUUGCGAUUCAUCGGAUACUCUAAAUCAAUCGAUAACAUCUACUUCCUAUUACUCCUCUUACUUAGACAAUAUUGAUAAAACUAGCGAUAAGGAAGAUGAUAACGUGAAAGAUCGUUACAACAUACAGCAAGGUAUCAGGGAUCAAUCGCACACUUCUGGCUUUAUCUCGAAAUCAAAUACUACUAAUCAAUGUGACGGUGGUUCUUCCUCGUUACAAUAUUCCAGAAGUGCAACAUCGUCUAACUCGUCUGUGGGAGUUAAUAAUGAAAGACCGGAAUAUAAUCAGCAGUUGAACGGAAGAGAUGCCUUCAAGCAGGGCUUUACCAAACAAAGUCAAGGUUCUCUCUCGGAUGCUGAGCUUAUUUUUGGGACGAGUGCUGUUUCUAGUCCACCAACGAACAAAGACUUCGGUCGAUUCUCGAGAAAUGAAAAUCAGAAUGGCUCUUGUAGCUUCAAUAGCAGUGUUUAUGAAUCAGAUUACAUUUCAUCCAGGCAGAAAGAGGAAGAACGAAGCUUAACUUCCUUACCAGAUAGAGCCAAAAACAUUGAUGAGAAAAAAAUAAACAAGUUGUACGAACCCACUGUUACUGUUGAGAUGUCUAACACACAAGAAAAUAACGAAUAUGAUUUGAAAUAAUAAGACAAUGUUUUUUCCAACUUGUACAGUAUUUAAAACGAAAAUGAAAAAAAAACCAUUAAGAUAUAUCUUGUUAAAAAAUUAAUGUUACUUUUCAAUGUUCAUAUUAUUUUAUGAAACAGCUAUCAGCAAAACGAAUCAGUUGAUAAAAUCGCAUGUAUGUCUUUACAAAUAUUGGCGUUUUAAAUUAACCAAAAACCAUAUGAUACCCAUGUUGUUAAAUCUCGAAGCAGCACUGCAAUAUUACAGUUGAUUUCACUGUUUUCAAGUUUGAUUUGCUUCGUACAAAUAUCAGAAUUGUGCUAAGUGAAACGUCGUGACUAUAUAGUAAUAUCUAGUUAAGAAUUAUCGUAACCAUUUGGCUAAGCGAGUAUUAAUAGAAGUUACCAGUUAAUCCUCAAACUUGAAUAUAGAAUUGGUAUAAUUUCUAUCUCUUUUGAGCACAAACAUCUUUAUUUGUUUAACAAUGGUUUCUUUAACAGGGAAUUUGAUACGUAGAAUAAAAAAUCUAAAUUUUUCGCUGCUCAGUAGGGAUAUGCUGACGAAGGCGAAUUCAAAUUUUCAAAAUUAUAGUUGAAAACUUAAAUCAAUAAGUUUGAUGAGUUUAUGAAAUUACUAGCCAUUAUUCAUAUUCUUCUUUCUGUCAAUCAAUGUCAGUAUCAUUUCAAACUGCUUCAUCAUAAUGAACUUGAAUAAACAUAACGGUAAACUUUGUAAAAAUGUAAAUAUGAUAUGUGAAAUAAAAUCUCGCCUUCUUAUGAUUUAUAAGAGUCUGAAUCGCACAAAAAUAAUUACAAAAAUAUCGCGUUAAAAAUUGAACUAGCAGAGUAAACAAAGUUAUCUACCAUGUAACGCAACAGCUUCUUAACAAUGUUUUGUCUUUUAUAAUUAUUAAAAAAGUUGCACGCGAAAGCUCUGCAUUAUAUGUCAUAUCUGGCGGAUUGAAAUAUGUUUCAAUUCUCCUAAGUUUAAGUAAAUUUUUGAUUUAUAAUAAAUUGUUUAAUUUUUUGUUUAUACAAGCAUAUGCAAUAAAUGUAUCAAUCUAAAAAAAAA